Messenger RNA from Frankliniella occidentalis (western flower thrips), 2641 nucleotides. Its product is annotated as SET and MYND domain-containing protein 4-like. The coding region runs from base 192 to 2255 and encodes 687 amino acids. The record is from RefSeq and is a predicted model, not a curated record. The transcript is spliced from 9 exons. Gene Ontology annotation, molecular function: protein binding. NCBI's taxonomy places the organism in Eukaryota, Metazoa, Arthropoda, Insecta, Thysanoptera, Thripidae.
UCCUGCAGGAGAAAGCGCGUGAAAAAUUAAGGAAAUAGCCGGCUGUCUGUUUGAUAUCAACGCGACGGCUCGCGCACUACGAUCGCCAGUGAUAUCGGGGAGCGCUUCCCUCACCGCGAGGCGCGACGCACGGGGAAGCACCUGCUCAGGAUAUACGUAUGGCGGAAAGAGAGGGACAAUAAGAUAAAGCCAUGUCCGUGUUCGACGCGCUGCUGGCGGAGGUGUGGUCCGCGGCCAGGGAGGACGACAGCACGCUCUUGGCGGACUUUGCGGCCCCCUCGAGCGACGCGGCCAGGGCGGCGCGUGCACUCCGCCUGCCGCAGCUGCCCCGGACCCGCCGGGCGCUCCGGGAGCACGCGGAGGCCUUCACCGCGACCGGGCAGGACCAGGACGAGCCGGCGGGGGCGGAGGACACCGGGCUGAAGAGCAGCCUGCGGACAAAGCGCGCCAUCGCUCGGGCCCAGGAUGCUGCCGCCGCCUCCAGAGACCUCGACGCGAUCCUCGCACUGUCUGAGGCCAUACGGUUCGCGCGAAGCGGAGAACUUGAAGAGGCCAUGGCCCUUGGAGGCCGAGGCCAUGCGCUCCUCAGGCUACAGCAGACUGAGGCUGGGCUGCAGGACCUGCGGCGUGCCAGAGAGCUGCUGGAGCCUCUCUUAAAGGUCUCGGACGAGUCCAAGACUGUGCACCUUGCGUCAGACCUCUGGUCAAGCUACUUACGGACAUUGCUGGACAUCGCCUCCUGCCUGGAGGCACGGAGAGCACUGGCUGAGGCCGAGACCGUGCUCCGGGAGGCCAUGGCGGCCGUGAGGGAUGUGGCUGAACGCCUGGACGCCAAGGACAAGGCGCAGGCCGUGGGCAUCAUCAUGCAACGCCUCAAGGAGAUCGGCGGCCCGCAGACAGAGGAGACACCGCGGCCUAGCAGGCCGCCGCUCUCGUCCUCGGGACUAGACGCCCUGCCCAGGCUGCUCGCCGGGCCCCACCCCACCCUGACCUCGGCGUCAGCGGCCCUGGAGGAGAGGGUGGACGCGAAGCGCGGGCGACACCUGGUGGCCGCACAGAACAUCCCGGCGGGAAGCGCCAUCAUCGUGGAGCGGCCGUACGCUUGGUCCUUGGCACUGGAGGAGAUGGCGACACACUGUCUGCACUGCUGCAGCCCGGUCCUGGCGCCCCUGCCCUGUCCGCUCUGCAGCAACGUGGCGUUCUGCGGCGAGGACUGCCGGAGGGCGGCGCUGUCCUCCUACCACCGCCUCGAGUGCCCGCUGCUCCGGCAGCUGGUGGCGCCCCAAGGCCAGGGAGGUGGCGGCGACCUCACCCCCAUGGCCCUCCUGGCCUUCCGCAUCGUGGCCCGCGCCGCCAGGCUCGGCGAGGUCACCGGCGGGCCGCGGCUGCCCCAGGAGUUUGUGGAUCUGUACCGCCGGGACGAGGACGCCGGCAAGAAGAAGCGGAGGAGGAACAAAGGCGGCCACCUGGACGGGUACGGCCCGGUGUUCGCACAGGUGACGCACUCCGAGGCGCGCACACCGGCCGACCUGCUCAAGCGCGCCGUCACGUCCGCCUACCUCACGUGCUGCCUCGAGGCCGUCCUGCCCGACGGCGUCCUCCCGGAGGACGAGGCGCAGCUGCUGACGGCCGCCUUCCUGCGCCACCUGCAGAGCUGCUCGUGCAACGCGUACCAGGUCUCGGAGCACCGGUGUGGCGGGGCGGGCGGGGUGCGCGCCUCGCGCGGCGUCGAGCUGGGCGGGGCGUGCUACCCCACCGUCUCGCUCGUGAACCACGCGUGCCACCCCAACGUGGCGCGCCACUCGCACGGCAGCGUGUGCGUCGUGCGGGCCGUGCGCCUCAUCCCCGAGGGCUCCGAGGUGCUGGACAACUACGGCCCCCAUUUCCUAGAGCUGGAGACUGAGGAACGGCGAGCCGCGCUGUCCAAGCAGUACAUGUUCCACUGCGAUUGCGACGCUUGUCGCUACGGCUGGCCCACCCUCGAGGGCCUAGACCGCCUGCCGCAGGUCGAUCCCAAGGCGAAGGCAAACAGCAAACAGCAGAACCUGCUCCAGGAGCUGAGCGGGCGCCUGCAGCGCGGAGUGCAGGGGCUGCUGGAAGGGCGCCCCGGGGAGGCGUUGCAGGCCGCGCUCAAGUACUCCGGCAGCCUGCAGCAGCUGCAGCAGAAGGGGCGGCCCCCGAGCGCGGAGCAGGUGCGCGCCGAGCAGGUGGCGGCGCUGUGCUGGAGCCUGGCCGGCAACAGAGUCGACUUCUGACGGCGUCGUCUGGACUCUAACAAGUGCGCCGCUGCCGGCCGUGGGGCACAACAAGUGCGGCGGCGCGGCGUGCGACUCUACUCCGUGCCGAGGAGCGCGGGCGUGCGGCCGGCCGCCACUAGAUGGCGCGGCACGGCUGGUGACACUGGGACUUGGUGCGUGGGCAAGGCAGUAGCCAGCAGUUAAUUCAAACGUGUGCGUGUGAGAGAGAGAGUGCGAGACAGACAGACAGACAGACAGACAGACAGACAGACAGACAGACAGACAGACAGACAGACAGACAGACAGACAGACAGACAGAGAGACAGACAGACAGACAGACAGACAGACAGACAGACAGAUAGAAAGACCCCCAGAGAAGGAAUACUCCCCCCUCCCUCGCACUA